Molecule: messenger RNA, 5882 nt
Organism: Lacerta agilis (Sand lizard)
Lineage: Eukaryota; Metazoa; Chordata; Lepidosauria; Squamata; Lacertidae
Gene: MYO18B
Product: myosin XVIIIB
Exons: 39
Coding region: 114-4991 (1625 amino acids)
Cellular component (GO): myosin complex
Molecular function (GO): ATP binding; cytoskeletal motor activity; protein binding
Source: RefSeq, a predicted model, not a curated record
GUGUGUGUUUCUGGUCCUGAGGCAGGCCGGUGCCCUCAUCUCCAUAAAGCAUCAUUCCUUGUGUCUCAUCUUUUGAAGCACCAUAACCUCUGAACCACCCUCACCACAUCAGCAUGGCCAUCUCAUCACGUCUGGCUCUGUGGGAACAAAAGAUUAGGGAAGAAGACCGCAGCCCCCCACCCACCUCACCACCCCCGCUUUUCUCGGUCAUUCCCGGGGGCUUCAUCAAGCAACUUGUGCGGGAAACGGAAAAGGAGUCCAAAGAAGCAAAAUUAAAAGAGAAAUUAAUUUCCAAAGAAGAUCCUCCAGGAAAGCAGGUUGACGGGCCCGUACAGCAGUUUGUAAUCAGGGACACCAACAUUUUGGAAGUGGGAGAGGACAUGGCCAACAAGGGACAGCUACUGCAAGGACAAUUGAAUGGUGAGAAACACGGAGUGGAGGGUGAGUCUGAGAUUCCAGAAAGGAAGCCUUUGCCUUUCAAGAAAACUGCCCAGAAGGGCCACACCCAGCAACCAGUACUGCCUGUGCCUGAAUUAGCACCAGCCACUCCAAAACCAGCACCAGCAGUUCCAACACUGGGAGAGGAGGUUCACUUGGAUACAUCUCAGCCUCCUAAAGUUCCUGCAGCUCCAGAUCAAAUCAAAAGCAGCAGUGGGUCUGGAACAGAACUCAUAAAGAAGAGCCAUUUACUCUGGAACAAACACUUUGAAAGCCCAAAGAAGGAGAAUUGGAAAAUGAGGACCAAGGAAGAGGCUGUGAGCAAGCCGGGAAAUAAGGCAAAAUAUACAGGGAAGGGGAAAGAGCUUGGAGAAAAUAAAGAAAAGGCCACAGACAGUGGGAAACAGCCAAGAGAACCCAAAGAGAGGCAUGUAGAAACUGGGAAAGUAUUGGCAGAAUUAAAGGUGGAACAGGGAGAAAUGGAAGAGGAACCAUCUCAGAAGGGAGGAAAAAGAAAGCAAGAAUCUCCAGUAGCAGAAAUGAAGGAGAAACCAGAGGAAACUAAGGAAGUGUUGGCAGGAGAAAACAAAGAAGAGCUUGGAGAAAGCACAGAUUCGGACAAGGUGUGCCAUGAUGUCUGGUAUGAAACAGAGAAAGUUUGGCUGUUACAAAAAGAUGGAUUCACUCUUGCUACUGAACUGAAGCCAGAUGAGGGCACUCCUGAGCUGCCUCCAGGGACAGUCCGAGUCCGAGUGGAAGCUGAUGGCUCCAUCAUGGAGGUGGAUGAAGAAAAGGUCCAGAGAACCAAUCCUUCAAAAUUUGACUACGCCGAAGACCUGGCCUCCCUAGUCAGCCUGAAUGAGUCAAGCAUCAUCCACACUCUGUGUCACCGGUACCAGUCUCAGCUGCUUUACACCCAUAGCGGUCCUGAUCUGAUCGCCAUAGAACCAUCGUCUUCUGUUGCCAGUUGUUCAAUAAAGGCAUUCAAGGGCAAGCGGGAUGGAUUGUCCCCACACAUUUUUUCUGUGACACAGAGGGCCUACUGGUGCAUGCUUAUGCAACGGCAGGAUCAGACCAUCAUGCCCUUGGGCAGGAACAAUGCUGGCAAGACCACCUGCUGCCAGAACACCCUGGAAUACCUGGUGGCCACUGUGGGCAGCAUGGACAACCGAGUCACAGUGGAGAAAAUCCAGGCCAUGUUCAGGGUGCUGAGAGCCUUUGGGACGGUGACGACCAGCCACAACAAAGCCUCCACCCGCUUCUCCAUGGUCAUGGCACUGGAUUUCAGUGCCACUGGCCACAUCACAGCUGCUCAUCUCCAGACAAUGCUGCUGGAAAGGAUCCGUGUGGUGCAGCAGCCAGAAGGAGAAAGCACCUUCAAUGUCUUCUCUCAGAUGCUGGCAGGGCUGGAUCUGGAUCAGAGGACUAUGCUGCAUUUGCAUCAGAUGGCGGAGAACAGCACCUUUGGCAUCAGACCGUGUCAGAAGGCUGAAGAGAAGCAGAAGGCCUCAGCUGCAUUUGCUCAGCUCCAGGCUGCCAUGGAGAUCCUGGGAAUUGUGGUGGAGGAGCAGAAGGCCAUCUGGCGAGUCUUGGCCGCCAUCUACCACCUGGGUGCUGCAGGGGCUUGCAAAGUUGGCAGGAAGCAGUUCAUGCAGUUUGAGUGGGCCAACAAGGCAGCGGAAGUCCUUGGCUGCGAUUUUGAGGAGCUCACAACAGCCGUCUUCAAGCACCACCUCCAGAGGAUUAUUGAACAGGUCACGUCUGGAGGCAGAGGACAGCUCAGCCAGGACCAAGGUUGGCCAGAUGGUCCCAAGAUGACAGGUGUGGAGUGCGUGGAAGGGAUGGCUACAGGGCUCUAUGAGGAGCUGUUUGCAGCUGUUGUGUCGCUCAUCAACAGGUCCUUCUCUUCAAGUUCCCUCUCCAUGGCCUCGAUCAUGGUGGUGGACACACCUGGCUUCCACAACCCCCGGCACCAGAAGAGAGAGCGUGCAGCGACAUUUGAGGAGUUCUGUCACAACUACACACAGGAGCGGCUGCAGGGCCUCUUCUACAAGAAAACAUUUGUGUCUACACUGGAGAGGUACCAGGAGGAAAAUAUUGAGGUGCCAUUUGAUCUCCCCGAAGUCUCCCCAGCAACCACAGUAGCCAUUGCAGAUCAAAACUCAUCCCAGGUCCAUGCCACACCUGGGGGCCAGGCAGAAGACCCCAAGGGCCUGUUCUGGAUUCUGGAUGAGGAAGCCUUGAUCCAAGGCUCCAGUGACAGCACUGCACUCAACCGUCUGUGCUCUUACUUUGUGAAGGAGGGUCCAAUAAAUGAAGGACAGGGAUCUCUGCGCAAGUGUGAGCAGGCCCUGCAGUUCGAGAUCGCCCACCAGCUCGGUCAAGACCCCGUCCGCUAUGAUGCCACUGGCUGGGUGAACAAAGCCAAGUGGAACCUCUCAGUGCAGAAUGCCAUCCAGGUCCUGCAGGAGUCGAAAAUUGCCCCUGAUAUGCCGGUCCGUUGCGGGGCUGGAGGGGAACUCCCAGCAAGCACUGCAGCGAGUUGGCUGCGAUUCUCUCAUCAACCUAGUGAAGAGAUCCCAGAUUCACUUUGUCCAUUGCCUCAUUGCGAGAACAGAAAUGGAUGGAGAAGGAGGCACCGUUCUACCGUCCUGUCUGAUGCCAGGGGAACAGCAGCAGGAUGGGACAUUCCCGCCCUUCGAGCCCAGCUCUCUGGGGGCCAGAUAUUGGAUGCAUUACGGCUCUGCAGGAUAGGGUACGCGGAUCAUAUGGUGCGCACGCAGUUCCGACACCAGUUCCAGAUCCUGGCUCAGCCAAUGAUGAAAAAAUACACCUCAGCCUAUGAGAUGACAGAUGAAAAUAAGGCUCUGGAGGAGCUCAUCCAGGCCCUCAAUCUGGAGAAGAAGACCAUUGCUGUGGGUCGCACUCAGGUGUUCCUGAAAGCUGGAGUCCUCUCUAGGCUAGAAAAGCAGAGGGAAAAACUGGUGUCUCAGAAUCUGAUUUCCCUCCAAGCAGCUUGCAAGGGGUUUCUCUCCCGUCAUAAAUAUAAGAAAUUAAAGAUUCAGCGUUUGGCUGCUCGGUGCAUCCAGAAGAACUUGGCUGUCUUCCAAGCUGUGAAGGGCUGGCCCUGGUGGCGACUGAUGUGUGGCAUCCGGCCACUGUUGAGCACCAGCCUUGCAGAAGGUCAGCUCCGAGUCAGAGAGGAGGAGUUGGCAUUGCUGCGAAAGAAAUUGGAAAAUUCAGAACUUUCACGGCAGGAGCUUCGGCAGAGCACAGAACAGCUGGAAAGCAAGAUCAUAGACCUCACGACGGAGCUGUCAGAUGAACGCUUGAAAGGUGAUGUUGCCUGUCAGGUCCUGGAAGGUGAACGAGCUGAAAGACUGAGAGGGUCAAGAGAGGUCAGAGAGCUGCAGACCAAGCAUGACCAACUACAGAAGAAGCUGGAGUCUGCAGAGAAGCAGCUGGAAGAGGCACAGCAGCAGCUUCAUUUGCACGAAACUGGGGCAAGCAGCUCUGGCAAAGGAGACGAAUGGCAGAUGCGCAUGGACUGUGCACAGACUGAGAUUGGAUUUCUCCGGAAAAGAAUCACACAGCUGGAAGAAAGGCUGGAGGCGGAGCAGACAUUCAAAAAGGAGCUGGAACAAAAGCUAGGUGAGGCCCAGAAGGCGUACGAAGGUGCCAGACAGACAGCGCAGCGGCUGAAAAGAAAGUGUAAGCAGCUGACGUGUGAUUUGGGAGAUACACGAGUGUUGAUGGAAAUCCAGCAAAGCCGGAACCAUGAGCUGGAGAAGAAGCAGAAGAAAUUUGACCUACAGCUGGCGCAGGCCUUGGGAGAAUCUGCCUUUGAGAAGAGCCUUCGGGAGAAAGUGUUGCAAGAGAGCACCAGCCUUCAGUUUGAGCUGGGGAAGUUGCAGCGGAGCUUAGAGCAAAAAGAAUUGGACAAUGCCAGCCUCAACCAGCGGCUUGUGCUGUUGAGCAGCCAGGUGCAGGAGCUCAGCACCCCCAAGGACCAGGAUGCCAACUCGGUGGCUGCCCUCCAGAAGAAACUUUGGGACCUGGAGUCAAGAGCCUCUGAGCAGCAGAAGGAGCUGAGCUCCCAAGCAAGCACCAUUGAACAGCUGGAACAGGUAAGGUGGCCUCCUGAGGAUGGUUUGCAGCUGGAAGAGAGCACAGCCAGAUGUGGAGAGGCUGAGAAGGCACAAAAGAUGGUAGCUCUGGAGCUCGAGAACCUGCACCUUGAGCUGGAGACGGUCAGCAGGAACAAGAACUUGGUUGAUGAGCAGUUAUACCAGCUCCAGCAUGAAAAAGCUGAUCUCCUCAAGCGUAUUGAUGAAGACCAGGAGGAUCUGAAUGAACUGAUGACCAAGCACAAGGCCUUAAUUGCUCAGUCUGCAACAGAUAUCACCCAGAUCCAAGAGCUGCAGACCCAGUUGGAGGAGAUGAAGAAGGAAAAGCAUGGCCUGAAAGAGAAACUGCAGGUGUCCCAGGCCCGGUUGUCUACUUGGAGCAAGCAAUGGUGGAGAGGUCCAUCGUCAGCCGCCAGGAGGCCCUGAUUUGUGACCUGGAGAACAAGAUGGAGUUCCAGAGUGUGCAGAUCAAGCGCUUUGAGAUGCUGGUUCUCCGUCUUCGGGACAGUGUGAUCAAGAUGGGAGAGGAGCUGGAGAAGGCGAAGGAAGGGGAGGCGCGGGAAAGAGAGAAGACCUGCUACUACCAGAUGAGGAUGGAAGAGAUGAAGCAGACCUGAGUGAGCUGGCUCAGAGGGAGCUGGAGGCCAAUCGCAGGCGGGUGGAACUGGAGAAGCAGGUGGACGAGCUCUCUGCAGUGAGGCAGACGUUGCAGGCAGACCUGGAGACCUCCAUCCGCCGCAUUGCGGACUUGCAGGUGGCUCUGGAAGAAGUGCAGUCGAGUGACGAAAGUGACAGGGAGAGUGUUCAGACGGCUCGAGAGUCACUCAGCUCAAGAGGAGACACUGAGAGUCAGCUGAGUCUGGGGUCAACUGUGAGCUUGAACUUAGAGCCUGAAGAAAGCAUCAAAUCGUGGUCCAGUUUGGCAUCGGCAUGGUCCUCUCCAUCGGGUACCAGUCUGGCAGGAAGCCUCUCCAGGCAAACCGUGGACAGCCAUGGCACCCAGAGCCUGAGGAUAAACAACGAUCAAGAAACAAGGCACCCGCUGUCCCCCUUAGGUGCAAAAAGAAGUGGAAGGAGUGCGGGGGGUGCUGAUUUCGGCAAAGCUGAUCAAAGCCCUUCCUUCGGUACCCAAAGACAAGAAUAUGGGAAACCCAUUUCAAAUGAGGAGCUUUUCACUCUCCAAAAGUUAGGAGCUGUGUCUCCAUCCAUUAUGAGAAGGGUGUCCUCUCCAGCAAUGGCAGAAGAGAUGUUAUCAAGUCCUUUGUCCCCUUCUGUGCUCAAAAGGGUGUCCCCUUCAGCAGAAGACAAGUUGUCACG